CAAAGUGUGCAUAGUGUAUAAUGUUCUUGGUUGUCGAACUUCUUUAAUUUUGCUUUGCCAUACCUGGAGAGCAACGAAUAUUAAUAAAAAAAGAAAAUGUCAAAAUUAAUUGUUUUAUUCGAAUCUAGGAAUAAUAGAAAUUAACCGCUACUUAAAUGGUUUCAGACGAACGAUUGCAACAAAUAUUUCAUCUGCGACCUUUGCAGGAAGAAACCAUUGCUUAUCGCAAUAAUAUGAAACUAUACCGCACACUCAUGAAGAAUACAUGCAAGGCGGAACUUCAGAAUCUUGUGAAUGUAGAAAUGAAUAUUGCGGAUAUUGAAAUGAAAAAGCCUGAUCCAAAAAGAAUACCACCGGUUUUCAGCGAAAAUGAGGAUUUAACACCAAAGAUAGAUGCACUAUUAGCAGAAGUGAAGACAGCUUCCAUAGGAAUGAAACUGCUAUAGCUUUUGUCUAUGUAAUUCCAUUUGUUUUGCUAAAGAUUCUAUUGAGACAUCUGUAUGUCAUCUGCAAGCACUCGAAUGACGGAUGUAAAGUCUAUAUGCAAAAAAAUACAAUGUUAAUAGAAAUAAAAUUAUGUAUGUAUAUAAACUCACAUUAAAAAGUGUAAUUAUGGGCUUCUUUUGGAAAAGACUCCCCUUAGUUCGAAUAAUUAGUAUAUAAUGUACAUCCAGCUACAAACAGACAAAAUUAUUCCUUCGUGUAAA
Messenger RNA from Zeugodacus cucurbitae (melon fly), 707 nucleotides. RefSeq lists its product as uncharacterized. The record is from RefSeq and is a predicted model, not a curated record. Bases 156 to 446 code for a protein of 96 amino acids. The transcript has 4 exons. NCBI's taxonomy places the organism in Eukaryota, Metazoa, Arthropoda, Insecta, Diptera, Tephritidae.